AGUGAGUUUGUGACUCACACAGCGUAUCCUCCAGUCAGUAGUGAAAAACGAGUCCCGCGAGAGGCAGCCGUUUCUUUUGCCGUGUUUCCAUGCAUCGUCGUCGUCGCCGUUUUUGCUGUUGUGUACCCUCUUAUAAGUUUGCACGGGAUCGGUUCGCUGUUUUCGUUUUGUUAGUAUUAUUUUAGUUCGUGCUUUGCAUUUCCACCCCAAGCCCGUGAAAACAUAAUCGAAAGCACAAGUAUUCAACAAGUGUGUGCCUCCAGCGAAAACUUCCGAAGUUAAGGUCCCCGCUAGCAGUUUUGGGGCGCCUGCCAAAGGAAAAGCGAGUGAAAUUUCAUCUUUUGCACUGCAGUAGCAGAAGCAGUGGUGUCUGAUGUGCUGAUCUUGUUGAGCGUGUGUGUUUGGGAAAUAACAAGAAGAGAAGGUGAAAAAGCAGAACAAGUGAAGAAAAAUGGGUUGUGCUGUGAGUAGAGAUAAGGAAGCUAUCGAACGUUCGAAGAAUAUUGACCGAGCCCUGCGUGCCGAUGGAGAACGUGCGGCCAGCGAGGUGAAGCUACUUCUGCUAGGGGCGGGAGAGUCCGGAAAAUCAACAAUAGUCAAACAGAUGAAGAUUAUCCACGAGACAGGCUACUCACAAGAGGAAUGCGAACAGUAUAGGCCAGUGGUGUACAGCAACACAAUCCAGAGUUUAAUGGCAAUCAUCAGGGCGAUGGGACAGCUGCGGAUCGACUUCGCAGACCCAAGCAAAACAGACAUUGCCCGCCAGUUUUUCACAUACGCCUCCGCCACAGAGGAAGGCGAACUGACGCCCGAGCUGGUCUCGCUUAUGAAGAAACUCUGGACCGAUCCGGGCGUACAGCUGUGCUUCUCCCGGUCGCGCGAGUACCAGCUGAACGAUUCCGCAGCGUACUACCUCAACUCGCUGGAUCGGAUCUCGCAGCCAAACUAUAUCCCCACCCAGCAGGACGUGCUUCGGACGCGUGUCAAAACCACUGGUAUCGUCGAAACGCACUUUAGCUUUAAGGGAAUACACUUCAAAAUGUUUGACGUUGGUGGACAGAGAUCAGAGCGGAAGAAAUGGAUACACUGUUUCGAGGGUGUAACGGCAAUCAUUUUCUGCGUAGCACUGUCAGGUUACGAUCUAGUACUUGCGGAGGACGAAGAGAUGAAUCGUAUGAUCGAGUCGAUGAAGUUAUUCGAUUCGAUAUGUAACUCCAAAUGGUUCGUCGAUACUUCCAUCAUACUGUUCCUGAAUAAGAAGGAUCUGUUCGAGGAGAAAAUCACCCGAUCGUCACUAACCAUCUGCUUCCCGGAAUACACCGGAUCGAAUACAUACGAGGAAGCCUCCAGCUACAUCAGAAUGAAGUUCGAAAAUUUGAACAAACGAAAAGACCAGAAAGAGAUCUACACACAUCUUACCUGUGCAACAGACACCACCAAUAUCCAGUUCGUGUUCGAUGCCGUGUCCGACGUCAUCAUAAAAAACAAUCUCAAGGAUUGCGGGCUGUUCUGAACGAAAUCAUGACGGGCGGACAACGAAAUUGAAAAAGUAAAAUGCGCACACAUUCUCAAAGACUCAUACAAUAUCACAUAAAAGCAGCGAAUGCAUUCUACUCCUACCCCAAAACUUGUUCUCUCUCCACUCUAAAAAUCAAACAAAAAAAUCUAUCUUGACAGCAAGCAGGCGUGUUAUUUCUGUGAAACGAAGUUAUAUUCUUGUUACUUUAAGUUAGAAUCUUCAUAUGUAAACUGUAAUAUCCAUGUACCCAACCUUUGAAAGAAUCGCGUUUGUGUUCGAUGGAAUCGCGUUGGUGUUCGAUGAUCCAGGAACAUAUCAUGCAAUCGUGGCACAAAACUCUGGUGACUUGAUGUUCCACACAGAUAGUAAUUUCAGAACUCAAACAAUGAUGAGGCGCACAUUUGAAACAUACUGAAAACACGCUUAUGUUAAUAAUAACUAUAAUUAUUGCUUUUAAUUUAAGACGAAGAAACAUAUAAUUCAAAAAAUGUUUUGCCAGUUACGGGUGUAACUGUGAAAACACAUCCAUUCAUACAAUAUCACAACACACAUAAAGAUGAUGAAUUUAUUGAAAACAAAAAAAGAAAUAGUUUAGACAUAUUUUUAAUAUUUUUUGAAAUAUGUAUUAACUUCAUGUUGUUUGAACAUAGGGCACGACGCGCGCCCUGUACUGAUAAAAAGUGCGUGCGUGCAACUGUUAGCUAAUUGAGCAAACGAAAGGUUUUGCUUUUGCUGAAGCAAAACGAAGAAAAAAAAGUUAAGUGAAAACAAAAGAAUAUAUUUAUACCUUAAUGUUAGAUGUUAUCCAUGAAAGCAAGCAAGAAAUGAAAUCAUGAAACACAGGGCUCUCGUCAUUAUUAUCAACCUCAACAAACCGUUCCCACAAGCGCCAAACUUCCUUUUUUCUCCAAUAUCGAUGUGUAUCUGUGUAGCUAUUUAUUAUUUAGAUUAAUUGCGCGUUCUGCGAGGUAUGGCUAUUAAAUAACGAAACUGGUCACGAAAAAUGGUUAUAUUUUUAAAAUCACGGUACAACGAUAUGCUCCCUUUCAAUAUACUCCCCUUGGCUCCUCACACAUCUUUCCAUACGUUUUUUCCAAUGUUCGAAGCAGUGCUGAAACUCUUCUUUUGUGAUGGCGUUCAAAAGCCGCGUCGCUUUUUUCCUUUCAACAUGGAUUUGAUCUUGGGGAAUAAAAAAAAGUCGCAUGGGGCUAGAUCUGGCGAGUACGGGACAUGUCGAGCACUGGAAUGCCCUUAUCGGUUAAAAAUUGCUUCACCGACAGCGCGUUAUGGUCAGGUGCGUUGUUGUUCGUGUUUUUCGUCACAAAUGAUUUCCGACACGCACUACAAAGCACGUUUCAUUCAAACCACUGCUGCUCGCAAACUACUAUAGUGACAAAAACUUGUUUUCAUACGUUUAUAGCAGACACUUCAAGCUACCGAACGCACUAUUCGUUUUCCCCCCACCCCUCUAGGGCGCCCUCGUUAUUUAAUAGCCAUACCUCGUACUUCUCUUCUAGCACUCGUUAACAGUUGCGAACAAAACAUUCUGCUUCAAGCAUGGAUUACGUCUUCUAGAAGACAUUCAUUCCAAUAUAAGCAUUUAAUUUUGCGUCUUUUUUUUAAACGAAUUUAAACUAGGAGUAGCGAAUCGAUUAGGCAUAAAAUUUCCGAAAACUUUUGCAGCAAUUCUACCGGUGAAAUUAUAAUCCAUUAAGACUGAAACGCUUCCUCUUUUUAAAUCCCUGUUUUUGUAUUACCAUGAUAUAUGUUUGCUUGUGAAUCUUUAGAGAGACGUGCGGUUUGCAGGAAGAAAGCAACAACACUACCGGUGAUAAUUGAAAGGCAACGAUUAAAUUUUUAUACAAUAACAAAAAAAGUGUUUUUAAAGAUAUUUUCCCCAUACUUAAGAUCCGUAAGUGAAGAAGAAGAGCCAAAUGCGAAGAUUCCUUGAACGAACAGAAAUGCUUACGUUGGUCUAAAAGUAGAAAUGUUGAAAUAGUUAUUGAUAGCGAGAUAAGAUAAAGAAAAAACAAAACCAUUGUCAUCUUUGUGAAACAUGCAUAUACAUAGUUACUGUAUUGGAAGUGUGAGCAAAUAUCUACUGAGAUCCAAAAUGAUAAAUUAUUUUGUACUACUACUACUUGUUCGCUAAAAAAUAUAUUUUGAGUAAGAGGCAAAUCAAAUGGACAUAUUUUUACAUCAAAUGUAGAAAAAGUGCAAGUGACACAAAUGAGUCUGCGUAGAGUUUGUUGUAUUCGCGUUUUCUCUAGAAUCAAAACAGACAAUUUGAUUUAUCGCCAGAAACAAACUACAUACUGUUUACUGUGUUUGUAUUCUCGGACGUUGAAUCCAACGAUUGUUUUUAGAUGCAGUUCCUCCAGAUUGGGAACGUUUUUUGAUAAAUAUUUUCCCCCUUCGAACUUGAACUAGAACUAAGCAGAAUGGUUCGAUGGGAAAGGGAAGGGCUCGAAGAAAAUGUCUACUACCUUAGGGGAACUCCUUCCUUUAUCCGAAUAAACGCAGGAAUUUAUGUUUUGAUAAGAUAUAUUACAAA
This is a messenger RNA of Toxorhynchites rutilus septentrionalis, 4073 nucleotides long. It is a transcript of the gene Galphai, whose product is annotated as G protein alpha i subunit. The record is from RefSeq and is a predicted model, not a curated record. The coding region runs from base 452 to 1513 and encodes 353 amino acids. The transcript has 6 exons. NCBI's taxonomy places the organism in Eukaryota, Metazoa, Arthropoda, Insecta, Diptera, Culicidae. Gene Ontology annotation, cellular component: heterotrimeric G-protein complex. Gene Ontology annotation, molecular function: G-protein beta/gamma-subunit complex binding; GTPase activity; G protein-coupled receptor binding. Gene Ontology annotation, biological process: adenylate cyclase-modulating G protein-coupled receptor signaling pathway.